This is a messenger RNA of Polistes canadensis, 3389 nucleotides long. RefSeq names its product 5-hydroxytryptamine receptor 1D-like. NCBI's taxonomy places the organism in Eukaryota, Metazoa, Arthropoda, Insecta, Hymenoptera, Vespidae. The coding region runs from base 875 to 2644 and encodes 589 amino acids. Gene Ontology annotation, cellular component: membrane. Gene Ontology annotation, biological process: G protein-coupled adenosine receptor signaling pathway; adenylate cyclase-activating G protein-coupled receptor signaling pathway. The record is from RefSeq and is a predicted model, not a curated record. The transcript has 5 exons. Gene Ontology annotation, molecular function: G protein-coupled receptor activity.
AUUUUUGUAAUAUGUCAAUUGUUAUUAAUAUAUUUUUAUGAUAAAUCAAAUAAGAAAAUCUAACAAAAUGUUUUUAACCAUUGGUAUUAUUAGAUCUACCGUGUUUCAUAUUAAAAUAAUCGUUAAAACAAUGACGAGAGAAAAAAUGAGAAAAGUAACGUUUACAAAAUCUAUUCAAGAUUACGAAUUAUUGGAGAAAGAUUAAAAAUAAUAAUAAUAAUAAUGAAAUAAAAAAUAAAAUAAAUAAUAAUCGAGAUAUAGAAUAUAUAGAAUAAGAAUUCCAUAAGAGAGAUUAGAAGAGGAUGAUGAUUAUCGAAAAGAAAUUCCCCUAAUUCGUGGAACUUCGUACGAUAUUAGACAUCGCAUGAUACGAAACGUUAUAAAAAUACAAAAAAAAAAGUAAAGAAGGAAGUUUACUCGUGUACGAACGAAACAUAACUUUUUUUUUUUUCCACUCGGUCAAUAGAAAAUGCGUGUCGAUUGACGAGAGAAAAAAAAAAGAAAAAAAUAAAUAAAGAAAGAAAGAAAGAAAGAAAGAAAGAAAGAAAGAUAGAGAAAAGGUUUUAAUGGUAUCACGCGAAGGCCAUUAAAAAAAAUAAAAAAGAAACGGGGGUGCGACGACGACGACGACGACGACGACGACAACGAAGAAGGACACGAACGUUGAAAAAAAGAUAUUUGUUGGGACAAAACAUUGAACAAAACGGAGUAAACGUAAAAAUAAAAUUAAAAAAGAACAAAAUAAAGCCCGCCUGUAGAAACAAAACAAACAAAAAUAUUAUAGGCGAGGGAAAAACUCGACGGAGGGUAAAAUAAUUUGUCGGGGGGGGGGGGGGAAAAAAAAAAAAAAAAAAGAAGAAGAGAUAAGAUCGUGAUGGAAGAAUUUCCAUCAAACGUUACCGAGUUAUCCGAUAAUUACAAUUACAUUGUCAACAACACCUUUAAUACCAGUUCGAAUACUAAUUACAAUCAACUUAAUUUACCUUACACCGUUUGUGAAAUACUCGUUGCUAUCUGUGCCGUAUUUGGAAAUGGUUUGGUCAUCAUAGUAUUUGGAAAAGAAAAAAAAUUACGAAGACGUACGAAUUAUUAUAUCAUAUCAUUGGCGACAGCUGAUCUUCUAGUUGGUCUAUUCGCCAUACCUUUUGCCAUACUAGCCAGUAUAGGUUUACCAACAAAUUUACACGCAUGUCUCUUCACUGUAUCGGUAUUGGUCGUACUUUGCACUAUCAGCAUCUUUUGCCUUGUGGCAGUAUCCGUAGAUCGUUAUUGGGCUAUUCUUCAUCCCAUGGGAUAUUCUCGUACAGUACGAACGAAAACUGCCAUAGGUAUAAUCUGCGUAUGUUGGAUCACCGGCACGUUGGUAGGAUUUUUACCACUUUUAGGAUGGAAUGCUGGAAAGAAAUCCGACGAGAAGUGUAUUUUCACUCAGGUUAUGGAUUACGAUUAUCUGGUCUUCCUAUAUUUCGCCACCAUCAUAUUUCCAGCUUUAUUAAUCGUCGCAUUUUAUGCCCUUAUAUAUAGGGUAGUAAUAAAACAGGAUAAAAGUCCCUUUUUGGAUUCGGGGGUUAAGAUGCAACGGCGAACUUCGAAAGAUCCAACAAAGUCUCGGUCCCGUUUACUCGUUGGGAAAACACGAUCGACAGGAUGCUUUCAGUUGCAGCAAAUAGUCACGAUGAAUCCAGGACGUCGUACAGGAGGUGGUAGCAUUUCUGGUCUAGCUGGUUGUACUACUUCAUCAGCUAUAGCUGGUACUGGUGGUGGUGCUGGUUCUGGUGCUGGCAGUGGUGGUGGUACUGGAAAUAAUCAUCAUACAACCGGAACGAUGCAACGUUUCAAACGGGAUGUCAAGGCCACCCAAAAUCUAUCCCACAUAGUAAUAUUCUUCAUCAUCUGUUGGUUUCCACUUUACACGAUAAACUGCGUUAUGGCAUUUUGCCCGCAAUGCCAAGUGGACGAGUUCUUCAUGAACCUAUGUAUAAUUUUGUCCCAUUUGAAUUCAGUCGGGAAUCCUCUCCUUUAUGCCUACCAUCUUAAAGAUUUUCGCGAGGCAUUGAAGAAUUAUUGGCGAUUAUUAUUUUCAAAUGGGGAAGUUAAAUCUGGCUUCGUUAACGUUAUACACGAGAGAGGAUCUAUAGCUGGUUCCCAAAGACAAUUUCAAAGACAAUCUUUCGUUGGUACUUUACCAAUUAGGAGACAAACGGCCAGUCUUUUAAGACAGGUUACGGAUUUCCAAGCUAAAGAAAUGUCUUCGUUGAGUCGAGCAUCUUCCAUUCGUGACAAAAACCAACACGACGAGGUACCAUCGAAUUCUUCAUCACCGAAUGAAACAAAACGACGUAGCAUCGGCAUCGAGUAUCCUUUAAACGACGAUAAUCUUUCGUCUGCAAAUGAAAAAAGUUAUUCGGAACAUUCUGAAUCUGGUGGUACUCCGUCAAUCGAUGAUUCCCUACCAAUGGAAUUACAAAUUUAUAAAAAAGAUAUCAUGACCGUUCCAACAUCGUCGGAAGUAGAUUGUUCCGAUCAUUCGACGGAACACCCACCCACCUCGAUUUUCAUAAUAGAAGCUGAUGUUAAUCGAACUGUGUCGAAUCGAAAUAAAUGUGAAGAGGAUUCCUACGAGAGGCAGGACGAGAGAGGAUAAUCCUUAUUCAGAAAAUAAUUUAUGGUUUCAACGAUAUAUGUACGAUAAUGUAUUGCAUGCAUACAUAGGCAAUUCGAAUAUUGACUUCGAUCUGAUUGGACGACGAUUAAUGUCGAGUAGGAAAGCGCGAAAUUUGAAUGUUCGAUGUUGAUACUACUUACGUAUGCCAGAAAAUUGUUCAUCGUGUAUAAUAUUUAUUUAAUACAUAUGUGUAUAUAUAUACACAUCUACUAAAAAUAUAUAUAUAUAUAAUAAUAUAUAAAUAAAUAUUUAUAGUUUCAUGUGGAGGUAUAAUUAAAAAUCGUUAAGACUGUUUGUACAAAGGGAAUAUCGACUGACCAUAUGGAGAUUACGUUUUUUAUUUCUUCUUCUUCUUUCCAAUUUUAGAUUUCACGCGCAACGAAGAUCGAUAUUUACUCAUACCGUUCAUUAAACGAUCUUCAUCUUACGAAGAAAUAUGAGCCACGCGUGUGUAUGUGUGUUUAAGUAGAUAAAAAGCUAUUAUGAAUAUCGAUAAAUUACUUAUGAUAAGUUACUAAAAACAUAUCCAUGACGAAACUGAAGAUCUCAUUGAAAUGUCCCGAAUUAAUAUACCGCAAAGGUGCAUGUAAAAAUGUAAUGAUUCCUAUGUUUUACAAUUUAAAAGGUAUAUAUAGUAAUUGUAUAGAUACUUGAAUAACGUUGUGUUUAAUUAAGAUACAUAAAUGUAUUUUAGCACGUAAAAUAUCGAACUAAAUUUAUAAUA